Dichomitus squalens LYAD-421 SS1 is the source of this 1101-nucleotide messenger RNA. RefSeq lists its product as uncharacterized. Gene Ontology annotation, cellular component: nucleolus. The record is from RefSeq and is a predicted model, not a curated record. NCBI's taxonomy places the organism in Eukaryota, Fungi, Basidiomycota, Agaricomycetes, Polyporales, Polyporaceae. Gene Ontology annotation, biological process: maturation of SSU-rRNA from tricistronic rRNA transcript (SSU-rRNA, 5.8S rRNA, LSU-rRNA). The coding region runs from base 70 to 1020 and encodes 316 amino acids. The transcript is spliced from 5 exons.
ACGAUCCUGACACACACUCCCAAGCGCCUUCCUCUUUUUGAGACGACAACUGAGUUCCGGUAUCACAAGAUGGCAAACGAGGACCUCCUGAAGAUCCUCGAGGCUCACGGGCAGCAAUUUCUGCAAUCUUUUGACACCCCUGUAACCAUAGGGAAGCGGAAGGAUGGACCCACAACCACUGAAGACAGGAGCACCAGGAAAAAGAACCGUCAAGAAGAUGAGUAUGAAGAAGAGUGGGCGGGAAUUGGGCAGGGGUCGAGUUCUGGCGAGGAAGAAGACAGCGAUGAUGAAGGGUUCGAUGAGGACGACCCAAGUGGCGGAGAGGGAGAGUCCGAUGACGGGGACGACGAGUUCACGUACGAAAGCGGGUCACGUCAGCCGGAUAUCGUCGUAUUCUCCGAAGCGAGCACAUCCUCCAUGAUACCCAAGAAAUCGAAAUCAGGCUUCAUGUCCUCGAAAGUCACUAAACUGACGGAGGAAGCAAGGAGACCAGCGAAUAAGAAAUCUUCCGAGGAUGACGAGGACGACGAUCUUUCGAACGCCCAGAACGACGCUCUCCUACAUCGACUGGUCCAUACCCAGCUCUUGUCAGGGUCUCUCAAUCCUGACUUGAAUCUGACACCGGCUCAGCGCAAGAAAGCGCUCGCCGGACGCGUCAUGGAGGCUGCCGGUAAAGCCAAACUCGGUAAGGGGGAAGCCGCAGUACGACAGAAGGAGCACAACCGGGCAGCGAAACAUGUCCGGGACGGACUUACGGAGAAGAAGAAGGAACGGCAACAGAAGGAGCUGGAGGAGGCAAAGCAGCUGGGGAACUAUCAUCCGGCGCUGAAGGCCCUGUACGACGCGUCGUCCACAUCGCACUUGCGAAAGAAGAAGCGAGAUCGCGGUAUGAAGAUGGGCGUUGGCUCCUUUAAGGGUGGUAUCCUCAAGCUCAGCAAGAGCGAGAUCAGCGCCGUUGAAGGUAGGAGUCGCGGUGAAAGCAGGGGAACAGGCUCUCGACGGCGGGGUGGAAAGCGCUGACAUCACUGCGCUUUCAAUUUCGUGUAUGACACAUGGUGGUAAGCUACCGUGCAUACGAAGGCAUAUGGCAUAAUUAUACAU